AUGGCCGACCCCAACGCCCCAGUAACUAUCAGAACACGAAAAUUCUUGUCAAACCGUCUCUUGCAGCGGAGACAGUUUGUCAUCGAAGUCUUGCACCCUGGACGCGCAAACGUCUCCAAGGACGAGCUCGCAGAGCGACUAGCAAAGACGUACCAGACCGACAAGGCCCGUGUAGUCACCUAUGGCUUCCGAACAAUCUUUGGUGGUGGACGAUCGACUGGCUUUGGGCUCAUCUACGACAACGAAGAGGUGCAGAGAAAGUUUGAGCCCAAGUACAGACUGAUCAGAGCCGGUCUUAUGCCAAAGGUCGAAAAGGCGUCGAGGAAGCUGCGUCACGAGCGCAAGAAUCGUGCGAAAAAGGUCCGUGGCACCAAAAAGGCCAAGGCGGCAGAGCCAGCAAAGAAAAAGUAG
Molecule: messenger RNA, 411 nt
Organism: Serendipita indica DSM 11827
Lineage: Eukaryota; Fungi; Basidiomycota; Agaricomycetes; Sebacinales; Serendipitaceae
Source: the annotation of a GenBank genome assembly